GUCACGCACCAGGCACGGGAAGCGUGCCAGAUGAGGACAGAAGCACGACGAAAAAAUCUUCUUAUUUUGAUUUUGCAUUACUUAACACAAGAAGGAUAUAUCAAUGCAGCCAAUGCUUUGGAGCAAGAAACUAAACUGGGGUUACGACGAUUUGAAGUUUGUGACAACAUUGACCUUGAAACUAUUUUGAUGGAAUAUGAGAGCUACUAUUUUGUGAAAUUUCAGAAAUACCCCAAAAUUGUCAAAAAAGCAUCAGACACAGCAGAAAAUAAUUUACCACAAAGAAGUGGAGGGAAGACCAGAAGGGUGAUGAACGACAGUUGUCAAAAUCUUCCAAGGAUCAGUCAGCAGCGGCCACGGUCCAGAACCACAGUGGGGAAGUCAGGGGAUGCCAAAUCCAACCAAAAGGAGCAACCUAAACAGGAGGCUGUCAAUAAUUCUCACAUGGAGAGUGCUGACUUUGGCUUGAGUAUAUCAGGAAUCAACAAAGGCAAUGGAGAAGAAAAUGUCCGCCCACAAAAAGGCCAAAUCAUUGACUUCCGAGGGCUGCUCACAGAUGCCAUCAAAGGAGCAACCAAUGAACUUGGCUUGAACAGCUUUGACUGUAACCCAGACCCCUCAGAACGAUUGUUGAAACCUCUGAGUGCAUUUAUUGGCAUGAAUAGUGAGAUGCGAGAAUUGGCAGCCAUGGUGAGCCGGGACAUUUAUCUCCAUAAUCCAAACAUCAAGUGGGAUGACAUUAUCGGACUCGACACAGCCAAGCAGUUAGUCAAAGAAGCUGUUGUGUACCCUAUAAGGUACCCACAGCUGUUUACAGGAAUUCUUUCCCCCUGGAAAGGACUACUGCUCUAUGGCCCUCCAGGGACAGGAAAGACUUUGCUGGCCAAAGCUGUGGCCACGGAGUGCAAAACAACCUUCUUUAACAUUUCUGCAUCUACCAUUGUCAGCAAAUGGAGAGGGGAUUCAGAAAAACUUGUUCGGGUGUUAUUUGAACUUGCCCGCUAUCACGCCCCCUCCACCAUCUUCCUGGACGAGCUGGAGUCAGUGAUGAGUCAGAGAGGCACGGCUCCUGGGGGAGAGCAUGAAGGAAGCCUUCGGAUGAAGACAGAGUUACUAGUGCAAAUGGAUGGGCUGGCUCGCUCAGAGGAUCUCGUGUUUGUCUUAGCAGCCUCUAACCUGCCAUGGGAGCUGGACUGUGCCAUGUUACGCCGCCUGGAGAAAAGGAUUCUGGUUGAUCUCCCGAGCCGGGAGGCCAGGCGGGCCAUGAUCUACCACUGGCUGCCCCCUGUGAGCAAGAGCAGAGCCCUGGAGCUGCGCACGGAACUGGAGUACAGCGUGCUGAGCCAGGAGACGGAGGGCUACUCAGGUUCAGACAUUAAGCUCGUCUGCAGGGAAGCAGCCAUGCGGCCUAUGAGGAAGAUCUUCAGUGCCCUUGAAAAUCAUCCAUCAGAGAGCAGCAAUUUACCUGGAAUCCAGCUGGAUACAGUGACCACUGCUGACUUCUUAGAUGUGCUAGCUCACACCAAGCCUUCAGCAAAGAAUCUGACUCAAAGAUACUCAGCCUGGCAAAGUGAGUUCGAGUCUGUAUGAAAUCACAUUUAUCCUGCCCUGGCCAGGGACAACCACAGAGGCCUCCUAAUUUCUUAGUGUAAGCAGAGGAACAAUGAUUGGAACAGAAAAAUUAUCCUUGAAGACGGAGUUUGUUUGAACAACUAUACU
Nyctereutes procyonoides (raccoon dog) is the source of this 1719-nucleotide messenger RNA. It is a transcript of the gene KATNAL2, whose product is annotated as katanin catalytic subunit A1 like 2. The record is from RefSeq and is a predicted model, not a curated record. The coding region runs from base 31 to 1590 and encodes 519 amino acids. NCBI's taxonomy places the organism in Eukaryota, Metazoa, Chordata, Mammalia, Carnivora, Canidae. Gene Ontology annotation, molecular function: ATP hydrolysis activity; protein binding; ATP binding. The transcript is spliced from 16 exons.